Catharus ustulatus (Swainson's thrush) is the source of this 1911-nucleotide messenger RNA. It is a transcript of the gene VIPR1, whose product is annotated as vasoactive intestinal peptide receptor 1. Gene Ontology annotation, cellular component: plasma membrane. The transcript is spliced from 13 exons. The record is from RefSeq and is a predicted model, not a curated record. Bases 109 to 1485 code for a protein of 458 amino acids. NCBI's taxonomy places the organism in Eukaryota, Metazoa, Chordata, Aves, Passeriformes, Turdidae. Gene Ontology annotation, molecular function: G protein-coupled peptide receptor activity; vasoactive intestinal polypeptide receptor activity; peptide hormone binding. Gene Ontology annotation, biological process: cell surface receptor signaling pathway; adenylate cyclase-modulating G protein-coupled receptor signaling pathway.
CUGCGAGCUCUGCCUCCUCCUCCUCCUCUUCCUCCUCCUCCUCCUCCUGCACUCCUGCAGCUCCUGCUCCCAGUGCCGUGUGCUGGAUGCCGCCGGAGCCGGGGCAGGAUGCGGCUGCGGGGCCCGGGCAGGAUGAGGAUGAGGAUGCGGGGCUCGGCGCUGCGGGUGCUGGUGCCGCUGCUCGGCUGCCUGCUGGCCGCGGCGUCCAGCACCCGGCCAGAGUGCAGCAUCAUGCAGGAGAUCGAGGAGGAGCGCAGCCAGUGCCUGGCAGAGCUCACCUGGGACAACCACACCUCAGGCUGCAGGAGGCAGUGGGACAACAUCACCUGCUGGCCUGAAGCAGAGGUGGGAGAAGUCGUGGUGCGGCCGUGCCCCAAGUACUUCAGGUUCCUGACCUCCUUCCUGGGGAAUGUGACCAGGAAUUGUACAAGCCAGGGCUGGUCAGAUGUGUACCCUGCACCCUACGCUGUGGCUUGUGGAUAUGAUUCCAACAGCACUCCAGGAGAAGAGCAAACGGCGUUCUACGGAACGGUCAAGACCGGCUACACCAUCGGGCACACCUUAUCCCUCAUCGCGCUCACGGCUGCCAUGAUCAUUCUGUGCCUCUUCAGAAAACUACACUGUACUCGAAAUUACAUUCACAUGCACCUCUUCAUGUCCUUCAUCAUGAGAGCCAUUGCAGUUUUCAUAAAGGAUGUCAUCCUGUUUGAGAGUGGGGAGUCUGAGCACUGCUUUGUGAGUUCAGUGGGCUGCAAGGCUAUGAUGGUUUUCUUCCAGUACUGUGUCAUGGCCAACUUCUUCUGGCUGCUGGUGGAGGGGUUGUACCUUCACACCCUGCUGGUCAUCUCCUUCUUCUCAGAGAGGAAAUACUUCUGGUGGUACAUCCUGAUCGGCUGGGGUGCCCCCUCUGUGUUCAUCACUGCCUGGACUAUUGUCAGGAUUUACUUUUUCGAUGUUGGGUGCUGGGAGGAAAUAGUGGAAUCCCCAUUCUGGUGGAUCAUUAAAACUCCUAUUUUGGUGUCUAUUUUGGUGAACUUCAUCCUCUUCAUCUGCAUCAUCCGUAUCCUGGUCCAGAAGCUGCAUUCCCCAGAUGUUGGGCACAACGAAACCAGCCAAUAUUCGAGGCUGGCCAAGUCCACUCUGCUGCUGAUCCCUCUCUUUGGCAUCCACUACAUCAUGUUUGCUUUCUUCCCCGACAAUUUCAAAGCAGAAGUGAAGCUGGUCUUUGAGCUUGUGGUUGGGUCAUUCCAGGGAUUUGUGGUGGCAGUUCUGUACUGCUUUCUCAAUGGAGAGGUGCAAGCUGAGCUCAAGAGGAAGUGGCGGAGGUGGCACCUGGAGAGGUUCCUGGGCUCGGACAUGAAGUACCACCACCCUUCCCUGGGCAGCAACGGCACCAACUUCAGCACCCAGAUCUCCAUGCUGACCAAGUGCUCGCCCAAGACGCGCCGCUGCUCCGGCUUCCAGGCUGAGUUCUCUCUGGUGUGAUGGGGACAGGCUGCCCAGGCACUGAGCAUCCAAAACUGAGACAUGAGGAGCCCCAGGAGUCAGUGGUGCCAUGAGAAACCCCUGUGAAAUGACCUGCUCCACAUGAGCCAACAGAGGACACACAACUGGAAAAGCCGCUGGCAGCCAGGAUGAGAUGGGACAAGCCAAGAGGCAGAGGGACACUCUUGCUCUCCCUCUUUUCAGGCCUUUCACUCCUCAGUUUCAAGCCCUCAGGGGUUGGUGACUCUGAGGAAUUGUCCAAGUUGCUUGAGGACAGCCUGGGAGAUGCUGAUGUGUCACAAAUGAUGUGCUGGGGGUAAGGGAGGGAGAGCCGCAGUCCUCGGUGGCUUUACCAGAACUGGCAUCUCUGAAACAGGCAAAUUGCACUUUUUAAUUUUUUUCUCUUUUUUCUCUUUUUUUUUUUUU